Molecule: messenger RNA, 2033 nt
Organism: Pseudogymnoascus verrucosus
Lineage: Eukaryota; Fungi; Ascomycota; Leotiomycetes; Thelebolales; Thelebolaceae
Exons: 3
Coding region: 295-1803 (502 amino acids)
Biological process (GO): carboxylic acid metabolic process
Molecular function (GO): pyridoxal phosphate binding; carbon-carbon lyase activity
Source: RefSeq, a predicted model, not a curated record
UUUCUCGCAUGCAGGGACAGACGUUAUAUUCUAGCGUGGACUAGAGUUGUCAGGGGUCGUACCCCACUAAAGGAUCACAGUAGCGGGGUUGUCAUGCUCCUUCGUGAGCUUGAGUCACUUGUAAAUUCCGGUCCCUCCUUAUAACCCCCCCCUUCUAUAAAACUCGAAGACUUUGAAGAUCAAGAUACCGCCUAAUAAUCAAGAACUAUAAUAUCGACAACCUCGUCCAUCCAUUGACAACCAUUUGAAGCAACCCCGCCUAACCUACACGCCGCCACCCACACCGCCGCCAUCAUGUCCUCCCCAACCCCCAAUUCAACAUUCACCACCCCCCCCCUCGACCGCACCACAGUCGCAACCCUCAUCAGCACCUCCCUCUCUGCCCGCCCCCCCCUCCCCUUCCCCACCCCCACGACCCUCACGACCCUCACCCCAACCCUCCUCUCCCACCUCCCCCCCACCGGCCACCCCCCCACGACCCUGUCCCACCUCCUCACCCUCCCCCCCGCCUUCUCAUCCCCCCUACUCACCCCCGCCUUCUACGCCUUCGUCACCGGCUCCACCCUCCCCAUCGCUGCCGCAGCAGACAACCUCGCUACAGCCCUAGAUUGCAACGUCGCCGUCCACGACCGCGGCGCCUCCCUCGCCACAACUAUCGAAGCGCACACGCUGACCAUGCUGACUGAGCUGCUGCGCCUGUCUCCCGAGGUAUGGGGUGGACGCGCCAUCACGCCAGGCGCGACGGGGAGUAACAUCCUCGCCAUGGCGACGGCGCGGGACGCCCUUCUCGAUCGUCGACUCAAGGCUAGCGGAAGCGCGGAGACAGUAGCGAGUGCGGGGAUCGUAGGAGCGUGUGUGCAAGCCGGGGUGAAAGGGGUGCAGAUCCUCGGUGCGGCGGCGCAUAGUAGUGUGUACAAAGCUGCCGGGGUGUUAGGGCUGGGGCGGGGGAAUGUGAGGGAUGUCGGGGUUGAGGGGGAGCCGUGGAGGCUGGAUUUGGAGAAGGUGAGGAGGGAGGCGGGGAGGGAGGCGGGGAGGGAGGGGUGGGUGAGUGUUGUGGUUGUGGGGAUGGGAGAGGUGAAUACGGGGAGGUAUUUUGGGGGGGAGGAGGAGAUGAAGGGGUUAAAGGGGUGUUUGGAGGAGGUUGCGAAGGGGAGGGCUUGGAUUCAUGUUGAUGGUGCAUUCGGGAUAUUCGCUCGUUCCCUCCCCGAAACAGAAGAGUUCGCCUCCCUUCGCGCAUCAUCCGAAGGGUUGCAAUACGCCGACUCCAUAACCGCUGACUGUCACAAAGCACUCAACACACCAUACGCAUCCGCCAUCCUCCUCACCCGCACCGAAACCGAUCUGAACAACGUCUGCAACAACGGCGCAGCAGCCUACCUCAAGACGUCCGCUACAGACCCCAUCCCCUCUCCCCUAAACCACGGCUUGGAGAACUCGCGCCGCUUCAGCGCUCUGCCUAUCUAUGCUGUGCUGCACGCGCAUGGACGUGAGGGUCUGGCUCUGUUGUUUGCAACGCAGGUGCGUCUCGCGAGGGCGGUGGCGAGUAUGGUGAAGGAACUGGAGGCGUAUGAGUUACUUCCUACUGCGGAGGUGGCGGAGGUGGGUACUAUCGUGCUCUUCCGCCUGAGAGACCAGGGGAGGAAUGAGGAGCUCCUGGGACGGAUUAACGACCAGAAUCGGAUUUAUGUUAGUGGGACCAGUUGGGAGGGGAGGCCGGCAGUGCGGGUUGCGGUUUCGGGGUGGGAGAUGGAUGUUGAGAAGGAUACGAGUGUUAUUCGAGAGGUGCUGAAGGCGGCUGAGUAGUUAAUGAUGUGGGAAGGCCGGUGUUUUAUCACCCGUUGUGAAAGUGUGUGCGGGGAGGUCAACGAUAAAGAAAGUAAUUCAACAUAUAAAGAUAGCGAAAUAUAAUUGGUUUAGUGGUUUGUUUAAGCGCCGGCCUCAAAGGAACAGCUUGAGCCUUGUUAUUACUGGACAGUAUCGUAAUACGAGCGCAAAGAGCGUUUGUUGGAUUUUGGACGGGGAUCAUUAGGCAC